CGUCAUCCACCUCCCACAGCAGAUCUGAGCAUUUGACCCCCCACACUUAUGCCAAAGCGUUUUUGUAUCAACAGACUGCCGACAAUAUCGACAAACAAAAGCUAUGCCAGUUGAACUUGAUCCCAACGCCAUCUUCGUGCACCGCCUUCAUUUGGAACCGACCACGAAGGAUUCUUCCCCUCGUCUUUCUCGUUCAGAAGACGCGGAAAAGUUUGUCAGCGGGUCAAUCUUUUUCGUUGGAACAGCGACAUGCAUUAUAAAGUGGGCAGGUCUGACCUUGAUGACGGAUCCCAACUUUUUGCACCAAGGUGAUCAUGUGCAUCUUGGGCCGGGGAUUACAGCUCAGCGGGUUACGAACCCGGCAAUCAAUUUAGAAGACAUUCCUCCCAUUGACGCAAUAGUAUUGUCCCAUUUUCAUGAGGAUCACUUUGAUAAACUCGUCCAAAAGGAUCUGGAAAAGUCGAUUCCCAUCAUUACCACGUCUGAAGCUGCAAAGGAACUGGCUAAAAUAGGAUUCAUGUCCGUGUUUCCCUUGGAGAGGUGGGAGAGCGCUUUGGUGGCCAAGGGCGACGCAAAGAUUGUUGUCACAGCCAUGCCGGCCAAGCAUGCGCCAACGGGCCUUGGAUUUGCACUCCCUGACACUAUGGGUACCGUGCUUACCUUUGUGGCAAGCCACGAAGAACAUGAGGCAGAGUUAGAUUUGGAGAAAAUUGGCGAAUUGGUCGACAAAGGAGUCUUCAAAAUGUACAUAUCUGGUGAUACUCUCAUGCAUGAUGAUCUCAAGGACAUCCCCAAACGCUAUCCAAAAAUUGAUCUGGGACUCUUUCAUCUUGGCGGAACGACGAUUUUGGGUACCUUUAUCGUGACCAUGGAUGCCAAGCAGGGUGUGGAAUGCAUCCGGCUUAUUCGUCCCAAGACAGCUAUUCCCAUUCAUUACAAUGAUUACGAUGUCUUCAAAUCCGACUUGGAAGAUUUUAAAAGGGCGGCCCUGGACAGCGGACUAGCUACAGACCCUGAGACCCAAAUUGUAUAUCUUGCUCACGGUGAUACCUAUGACUUUGUCAUCGACAAGAAGCGCUUUGGGGGAAAUUUGGCGUAAAUCCGCAAUACGGCCACUUAAUGUUCAUGAUUAGCCUGUCUGGCGUGGACCCGUCUUAUAGCAACUCGGCGGAUGCAUCUUGCAUCCGUAUUAUUGCGGAUAUGUUUGUUAACAAUGAAUUAUAUCGAUUCAAACGAAGUAUUUGUGUAACCCAAAUUGCAUAAUUGCACGUAAUCGAUUACCAGGAUCCGUAAAACUAA
This is a messenger RNA of Spizellomyces punctatus DAOM BR117, 1299 nucleotides long. RefSeq lists its product as uncharacterized. The record is from RefSeq and is a predicted model, not a curated record. Lineage: Eukaryota; Fungi; Chytridiomycota; Chytridiomycetes; Spizellomycetales; Spizellomycetaceae. The transcript is spliced from 9 exons. The coding region runs from base 104 to 1099 and encodes 331 amino acids.